UUUGGAAAUGUGAUGUAGAUGUAUUUUUGACGUAUAUGCGAAAUUUCGUUUCUUGAUGCAGUGCUAAAAUAUUAAAGUAUAUAUUCUUUUAGGGGGUUUUUACAGUAAACAAAUAAAAAUAUGGCCCUUUCCACCUUUCUUCGUACGCCAGUAUUGGCCGGCCGUGUUUUUACUCAACAUGUCUUGAAGUAUGGGUCACUGAGUUGCAUGCAGCGACCCCUAGCCAGUAUGGUGCCCCGUAUGGUGCCUAAUGUGGUGCCCAUCAGCCAACAUGCAUUCAAGGAAGCCGCCCACACUCCCAUUAUUAACUCUGUACGAUCAUUCCGUACGUCGCCUGUAAGGCUUUCGGACGAGAAGCCCCAUGAUCACUCGAAACUGUGGGUGAUAGAGAAAUCAGUGGCUGCACUCAUGGUACCUCUACUUCCUUUGGGCUUGUUGAUCCCAAACAAACUCUUUGAUUCAGUCAUCGCUAUCCUCAUUUGUGCACAUUCAUUUUGGGGUCUGGAAGCGAUCGCUAUAGACUACGUUCGCGCCAGUGUUGUUGGUCCCAUCCUUCCCAAAAUUGCCCUCGGGCUCGUAUACCUCAUCUCCAUAGCAAUGCUUGGCGGCCUCUUCUAUAUCAUCGGCCACGAUGAUGGCCUCGCGAACACCAUCAAACAAAUCUGGGCCAUCAAAUCUGACCGUCAAAAAUCAUAAAUGCGGUAAAAUAACUAUUUAAAUAGUAUUAGGAUUAGCUGAAGCCUUUAGCUCUAACUUUAACCUAAGAUUUUGAUAUCCACAUAGGUUUCAAUAAAGUUAUGAUUUUGAUAAUGAUAACUUUAAUAAGUAACGUUGUUGAUAUAUUAGUAAUUAGGUUAUUGUUACCGUUUCAAUGUGACAGCUGACCGCUUAAUUGUAGUUCGAGAAUAGUCGCGAGGUCUGUGGCUCGAGGGGGAUGCUCGAUUACUAUAUCUGGCAAUGCUGUGGAUCACUGAGUUAUAGCAACUCUGCAGAAAUAUAAACUCUGCAAUUGAAUACAUAUGGUCAUCAUUUGAAUUUGAAAAUGUAACUUAGAAUUACACGAAUGAAGAAGUGAUUGGUCCAAAUUAAUUCUCAAUUUGCAGAGAAAAGGCUGCAGAGCGGUGCGAAAAUGCAUUUGUUGUGGGGAUGUUAUAAAAACGAGGACAUUUGAUUUCAUUUCGUUCUUAUUUUGAGUUAUGCUCAAGGUUAAUUGUUUUGUCUUUUACUGACGUAAAAUGAUUUACAAGUUGCAAGGUGCUUGUAAUCUGAUUAUGGGUACAAUUGUGAUGUCUUAUAUUAAACUUAAGUUUUUAAAGUUAAUGUUCCUGGUUUCUAUAAAACCGCCAUGGCCCGUAUUAGGUACUUAAAGCACAAGAUCAUGAAAUUUCGUCGUUUAUCGAGUUAUUAUUUAUUUUUAUUAUUACCAUUUAAUCAUUUGUUCUAAAUUGUAAAUGUGCGGUGUGAUUUAUUAUUAGAAUAAAUGAUAGUUGGAAA
Messenger RNA from Spodoptera litura, 1494 nucleotides. RefSeq names its product succinate dehydrogenase, subunit D (gene SdhD). Gene Ontology annotation, cellular component: membrane; mitochondrial envelope; respiratory chain complex II (succinate dehydrogenase). The record is from RefSeq and is a predicted model, not a curated record. Lineage: Eukaryota; Metazoa; Arthropoda; Insecta; Lepidoptera; Noctuidae. Gene Ontology annotation, molecular function: heme binding; ubiquinone binding. Gene Ontology annotation, biological process: tricarboxylic acid cycle; mitochondrial electron transport, succinate to ubiquinone.